Molecule: messenger RNA, 1517 nt
Organism: Hibiscus syriacus
Lineage: Eukaryota; Viridiplantae; Streptophyta; Magnoliopsida; Malvales; Malvaceae
Product: transcription factor TGA4-like
Exons: 9
Coding region: 244-1323 (359 amino acids)
Biological process (GO): regulation of DNA-templated transcription; DNA-templated transcription
Molecular function (GO): DNA-binding transcription factor activity; sequence-specific DNA binding
Source: RefSeq, a predicted model, not a curated record
UAAUCGCAUUACGGUAAUAACAAAAUAAAAAAAAAUAAAAAAAAGGAGAAAGAUGCGAUCAGUUUGAAAGGAGAAGAAGAAGAAGAUAGCUAGUGAUCCUUUGUUUUCAACAGGGAAUUUUUUUUUUUGCUGUUUUUGGAGCUCAAUUUUCGCUGGAAACUUGUUGUAACGACGCUUCGAACUAAAGACUCCAUUUUCAAUUCAACUUAUGCGAAAGCUGCCUCCGAUUUCGAUUCAAGAAGCAUGGAAUCGCAGUUUGGACCUUCAAGAAAGAUGGAUAUCUAUGAUCCUAUUCAACAGAUUGGUAUGUGGGAAGAAAAUUUUGAUACUGAUAGCCAUCUGCAUGCAUCUGUGUCAAUGAUUGUCGAAGUGGAUAACAAGAUACCGAACAAGUCUGAAACUGCUUCACACGAGAUGCUUGCACCUUCUAACAAGUAUGAUCAAGAAGCAACUAAACCUAUAGAGAAGAUACAAAGACGGCUUGCACAAAACCGUGAGGCUGCUCGUAAAAGCCGAUUGCGGAAAAAGGCUUAUGUUCAACAGCUAGAAAAUAGUCGUUUAAAGCUGAUUCAAUUGGAGCAAGAGCUUGCACAAAUGAAGCAACAGCGUGUUUAUAUGGGUGGCGGGGUAGUAUAUGGUAACCUUGGAUUUUCUGCACCAUCAAACUCAGGGAUUGCUGCAUUUGAGACAGAAUACGGGCAUUGGAUGAAGGAACAAAGCAAACAAAUAUCUGAUCUGAGGACUGCUUUGAAUACCCAAAUAAGUGAUGCAGAACUUGGGAUGCUUGUGGAAACCGGCAUGAACCAUUAUUCUGAACUAUUUCGCAUGAAAUCAACUGCUGCAAAGGCUGAUGUGUUCUAUGUGAUGUCUGGCAUGUGGAAAACAUCUGCUGAGCAAUUUUUCUCUUGGAUUGGAGGGUUUCGCCCCUCAGAGCUUCUUAAGGUGCUCUUGCCUCAGCUUGAUUCCUUGACAGAACAACAAUUCUUUGACGUUUGUAACCUGAAACAAUCAUGUCAGCAAGCUGAAGAUGCGCUUUCACAAGGCAUGGAGAAACUACGAGAACUCGUGUCGGUGACCGUGGCGGAUGGUCAACUGGGGGAAGGUAGUUACAGUUCUCAGGUGAAUACUGCAAUGGAAAAGGUAGAAGCUCUAGUCAGCUUCGUGAACCAGGCAGACCACAUUCGGCAGGAAACGCUGCAGCAGAUGUCUCGAAUCCUAACGCCUCGACAGACGGCUCGAGGCUUACUCGCUUUGGGCGAAUACUUCGAACGUCUUCGAGCUUUGAGUACGCUAUGGUCUUCUUGUCCUCGUGAACCUGCAUAGGCAUUAAACAGUUGAAGAUCCUCCUACAUACACGAUGUUUGCCGAUCACUGCAACACUUGGUUUUUCCUUCAUACAAAGGCAUCUCUUGGUAAAUGCUAUUGUGAACAUAAUUGCCUACAUUUUUUCUUUCUUCCUUUUGAAGCAGAACAGAGAGAUCUGAGAUGGUGUACAUAUGAGUAGUUAAUUUUACAUU